CUGAGGAUGUGGAUUUUACUGGAAUCAGUUACACGAAGUUGAAGGGCAAAACUUUCUUAGGUUUGAUGUAAGCAUUCUUUUUUCCAGAGACAAGCCUUGGGGGUUUGAAGGUCCCUGCAUUUGUCCUUGAGCUAAGGCGGAACUUCGACCGUCACUCGUGAGUCCGGGAAAUAUUGGUAACAAGGGCUGCUGCUGUGAUUAUCACUCGAAGAAUUCAACCACUCAGUUAUCUCACUGAUUGGACGAAAAACAGCUGGGAUCUGCUUGGUGUAGUAAUGAAGUCAUGUCAUCAUCAGUAUUAUUAGGACUCGGACUCAUUGGUAUCGGAGUUGCUGGGCGCUACAUAACUCGGCGUAUAAACGUUGGUAGCAUCACAGAACUUGUUAAAUUGUCGGGAAUAAAUGAAAAGUAUUAUCGUGGAGGCUUCGAACCCAAUAUGUCGAAGCGUGAAGCUGCAUUGAUCCUUGGUGUGAGGUGGUUCACCAUACUUGGCUGCAAAGAUCAAUCAAGCGAAAGAUAUGUUGGAAUCAAAUAAGACCUAACUAACAAUAGACUAUUCUUAGAAUUUUCUGUAAUAUAUUUCAACGUCAUUUAUUUUAGAAUUGGAAAUACUUACGUUUUUAUUUAGCAAAAACCUGGAGAUAUAGCAAAGAACUAAAUAUAAACUUAGUAACCUAUUAGUUAUAUCACUUAUCCAGGAAAUAUAGAUUUGUUCAGUAGAUUACUUGAGAUCGUAUUCAUUUGUUAGUCUGGUUGUUAUGGUGAUCCGAGUUGACUUUGAUGGUUAAAGAACUGACUUGUUACGAAAGAAGAGUCUCAAAGUGCUUUGCAUUAUGCGGAUGACGCUCGAAAACUGCAGUCCCAAAAUCAUCAGCAAAAAUCUUAGUGUGUUUAGUAUGCAAUUCACCAAUGUAAAAUGUGACAUGAUGCUGCAGAACUAGUAUGCACUGUUUCUUAAUUUAAUGACAGAAAGCGUAAUACUUAUUUACUUAUACUCGAGUGGAACCCGAAAGGGAAG
Molecule: messenger RNA, 1018 nt
Organism: Trichobilharzia regenti
Lineage: Eukaryota; Metazoa; Platyhelminthes; Trematoda; Strigeidida; Schistosomatidae
Source: the annotation of a GenBank genome assembly